UAACCGUAACUGUUCCGCGGAAGUAUUUGUUUAUUUUGUCCGCCAUCUUUAUUGGCGACUUGGCAUUGUUGGCGCAGCCUUGUGCACACUAAAAUUCACUUUUACCAAGCAAUCUUGAAAAUUUUAGUAGUAAUUCUAGAAGAAGGCAGAGGAACUUGCUUUUUUAAAACAAAUGUCUUGAUAUGUUUCAGUGAAGAUCUGUUAUUCUUGAUGCAUUAUUAAAAAGUUUGCACUUAAAAGCUUUAUGUGAAAAAAGUUUCCACCAUAUCAUAUGUUGAAUUUCAAGAUUGUGUUGCCACGAACCUAAUGCUGCGCUAAUGAAAAAAGCUGAUAAAUCAUCACAUGUUUCUGAAUAUAAGUGACAACAAUAAGAAAAACUUGACUUUUCAAAGACUCACUAUCCCAACUUACAGCAUACAACAUAUCUUGAUGGAAACGAGAACUAUGAAAUAUGAAAUUUCCCAAUACAUAUGUUUAGAAAAUUUUAAUCAUACCAUACUUUUUAUUACUUAUUAGUGCAUAUUUGUGAGUAUUGUCACUUGCAUACAAAUAAGAGGAGUUUUAUUCUUAUGACCCAUGUUAUAAAACAUUCUUCCAAAAAUUACAUUCAGAGUUUACCCUUUUGACUCACCAAAUGAAGAAACUUCAUUUUUGCCAUAUAUGAUAAAUAGCAUUUAAAUUGCAUUCACCGUGAAAAUUUUACUGUCAAACUUUAAUUAAAGAGAAGGCUCGUUCUCGAGACAUGCAGAUAGAAGUACUUUAAAACCACAAUUUGCCCUUUCACUUCAUAAUGGAGAAACCAUAUGCUUGCAAAUUUUGUGAUAUUUUCCCGGUUUCCCAAUUUAAAGAAACGUUUAGUGCUGAUGCAUACUAAAGAGAAACCGUAUUUAUGUGACAUUUUUUGUAAAGCAUUUUUUCAACAGUCUCAUUUAAAAAUUCAUUUAAUGUCGCAUAUGAAUGAGGAAUCCUACCCUUGCAACUUUUGCAACAAAGUCUUUUGUAAUAUUUCCGAUUUCAAAAGACAUUUAGGGACGCAUACACAAGAGAAACUGUUUAUAUGCGAAUUUUGCAAGAAAGCCUUUUCGCAGAACGAUCAUUUAAAAGUACAUUUACGUACGCAUACGGGUGAGAAACCGUAUACAUGUGAAUUUUGUAACAAAACCUUUUCGAAUAAAGGGAAUUUGGAAAGACAUUUAUGGGUGCAUACGGGUGAGAAACCGUAUAAAUGUGAAUCUUGUAAUAAACACUUUUCGACUAAGGGGAGUUUCAUAAAACAUAUACGGACGCAUACUGGAGAAAAACCGUAUAAAUGCGAAUCUUGUAACAAAACCUUUUUGGAUAAAGGGAAUUUGGAAAGACAUUUACGGGUGCAUACGCAGGAGAAACUGUUUACAUGCGAGUUUUGCAAGAAAACCUUUUCCCAGAACUGUCAUUUAAAAGUGCAUUUGCGUACGCAUACGGGUGAGAAACCGUAUACAUGUGAAUUUUGUAACAAAACCUUUUCGAAUAAAGGGAAUUUGGAAAGACAUUUAUGGGUGCAUACGGGUGAGAAACCGUAUAAAUGUGAAUCUUGUUAUAUACACUUUUCGACUAAGGGGAGUUUCAUAAAACAUAUACGGACGCAUACUGGAGAAAAACCGUAUAAAUGCGAAUCUUGUAACAAAACCUUUUCGGAUAAAGGGAAUUUGGAAAGACAUUUACGGGUGCAUACGCAGGAGAAACUGUUUACAUGCGAGUUUUGCAAGAAAGCCUUCUCCCAGAACGGUCAUUUAAAAGUGCAUUUGCGUACGCAUACGGGUGAGAAACCGUAUACAUGUGAAUUUUGUAGCAAAUCCUUUUCUGACCAGUGGAGUUUCAAAAAACAUUUACGUACGCAUACGGGUGAGAAACCGUAUAAAUGCGAAACUUGUAAUAAAUACUUUUCGACUAAGGGGAGUUUCAUAAAACAUUUACGGACGCAUACGGGAGAGAAGCCAUAUGCAUGUGAAAUUUGUAAUAAAUCCUUCUCGGAUAAGUAUAGUUUUAAAAGACAUUUACGUACACACACGGGAGAGAAACCGUAUCCAUGUGAAUUUUGUAACAAAACCUUUUCGAAUAAAGGAAAUUUGGAAACACAUUUACGGACGCAUACGGGAGAGAAACCAUAUACAUGCGAGUUUUGCAAGAAAGCCUUUUUCCAGAACGGUCAUUUAAAAAUGCAUUUACGUACGCAUACGGGAGAGAAAUCGUAUACCUGUGAAUUUUGUAAUAAGCCCUUUUUGGAUUACAGGAAUUUCAAAAGGCAUUUACGAACGCAUACUGGGGAGAAACCAUAUACGUGUGAAUUUUGUAACAAAUCUUUUUCGAAUAAUUGGAGUUUCAAAAGACAUUUACGUUUGCAUACGGGAGAGAAACCCUAAACAUGUAAAUUUUCCAAUAAGGUAAUUUUGUAAUAAGUUUUUAAAUAUGACAACUCAUUUACUAUCGCAUGUGAAAGAUAGGCUUCAAGGUUGGAAUUUUUGUAACAAAGCCAGUAUAGCUUCAACUUUAAAAUGACAUUUGCGAUUCUAUAUGGAAGAGAAUUCGUAUGUUUGCGAAAUUCGCAGUGAAGUGUUUUCUGAACACCGUGGAUAAAACUUGCAUUUAAUGAUCCAUUUGAAAAAAAAAUAGUGUGCAUGCGACAUUUGCAGUAAUCCAUUUAUUCAGCGUUUUGAUUUAAACAUACAUCUGCGGACGCAUUCGAAAGAGAAACCGUACACUUGUGACACUUGCAAUAAAGCACUUCUGAGCCAUGCUAAUUAAAAGAAACAUUUUUUGAUGCAUACGAAAGUGACACCGCGUGCAUGUAACAUCUGUAAAUACGCCUUUUUAAAUUUGAAAGUAUAUUUAUGAACGCAUACGAAAAAUGUGAUUUUUUUUAAUAUAAGAUAUUCUCAUUCCAUUUCAUUCAGGAAACAUUUUGCAAAGCAUAUCAUAGAAAAUGAAUCAAUUAUACGCCUCUGAUAUUCAACGCUUGCUAAUGGAUGAACUUCACCUCAUUUUAAAGAGAUAGACUUAUAAUAAGGAUUUUUUUAGCAAGUUGAUGUUUCAGAAAUGAAGUUAAUGUUUUUAAUGCAAGUUAAUGUUUUGUAUGACACAGUACCUAAUGCAUGUUCACUGUUAUAAUACUAGGCAAUUAUGAUACUUAAAUGAAUAUUCUGACUUUGCAGGGCUUUUGAAGAAAACAAAACAAAGUAAAAUCGUGUUGUUCAUCCGGAAUUACAAAUGGCAGUUGAAAACUUAAACAAUGCAGUUAUAAAUGUUCAUUAGAAGCACCUCCAAAAAUACGAACAAUACCAAGACGAUACGAUCACUCAUCCCAUACCCUUUCAGUUUCUCCAAUAUCAUGCUUUGAAAGCCUGCAGAUGUGCAUAUUUUAAAUUUAUGAACAUCAUUUGAUUGCGGGGGAACAAACACCUGCAGUUCAGUCCCAGGAAGAAAGGGGGGGGGGAGGAUCAAGUAUCGUCCUACAUACAUUUCCGCUAUCUUUCAAAGCUAUACACCGGGCAUGCAGAAAUGUGUGGAUGAGUUAUCGCACUGCUUCGAUAUCCUUCGUGUUUCCGGACGGAGUCACAUUAUAACUGUUUUUAAUUUAAAUUUUCAGUUGUUAUUUUUGAAUUCCGAUAAGUAAGAAGAAUGUUUUCUUUUAACGGACCGGCAAAUUUGGGAUUUCCUUGUAUAAUCAUCUUGUAUUCUGUGAAACAUAUAAAUGAAUAUUUAUGACUUAAAUACUUAUUUCAUGGGAAGUCAGCUGAUUAAUGUGAAUAUGUUUUAUACGCAUGCGUUAAAAAGUUUCCAAUAAAAAUUUGUAUUUUAUUGAAAACUAUUGCAAAUUAAAAUACUUUCCUUUUACUAUUGUGUGUGCUUAUAACUUGUAUAAGUUUUCUUCUGUGAUAUUUUGUACCUUCUUAAAAUUGCAUAGCUGUGAUU
Messenger RNA from Argiope bruennichi, 3948 nucleotides. Its product is annotated as gastrula zinc finger protein XlCGF57.1-like. Lineage: Eukaryota; Metazoa; Arthropoda; Arachnida; Araneae; Araneidae. Gene Ontology annotation, biological process: regulation of transcription by RNA polymerase II. Gene Ontology annotation, molecular function: RNA polymerase II cis-regulatory region sequence-specific DNA binding; DNA-binding transcription factor activity. The coding region runs from base 804 to 2399 and encodes 531 amino acids. The record is from RefSeq and is a predicted model, not a curated record. The transcript has 3 exons.